Molecule: messenger RNA, 1834 nt
Organism: Mus musculus (house mouse)
Lineage: Eukaryota; Metazoa; Chordata; Mammalia; Rodentia; Muridae
Gene: Spdye4a
Product: speedy/RINGO cell cycle regulator family, member E4A
Exons: 6
Coding region: 259-891 (210 amino acids)
Cellular component (GO): nucleus
Molecular function (GO): protein kinase binding
Source: RefSeq, a predicted model, not a curated record
AGAGAACAAACAAGGAGAAUGGUCUUGGAAAAGGGAUGAGUGUAAGAGACAGGGUGACCCCUAAUCCUCAGAACAAGCAGAAACAUCAGUCUGUCAGUUACACAUGUUUUAUUUCAAACUGGUUGCCAGAUUGGAAGGCCGAUGACAUCAUAGGCAUCCGCUCCUCCUGAUUGGAGGAGAGACACUCCAUGGUGGCAGGCAGCUCGGUGGACAACAGCAUCUUCUUGGAGUUUUCCUCCACUCUUGACUUCUCCCUAGAUGGGGGAAGGGACGCCAGGCGUGGAUUCAGCCAGAGUCCAGGAGGAGGGCGGGAGAGAUCAGAGUCUGGGAUUUGUGGAAGGGAGAAUACAGGUUGGGAGAAUCGUGACUGCUGGCCAACUGUCAUUGUGUUCUGAGGAACAGAGCCCUCAGCCUGGCAUCACCAGGCCCUCACCUGGGGUGGUGGUAGAUGGGGAGAGCUCAGGACUGGCAGAACCAAGGGUGGAAGCCACUCCCCAGCCUCCAUCCAGCAUCCAAAAGAGGAAGAGGGACGAGUCAUUAGAUUCUGAGGAUGACCUGGCAGAGCUAUUUGAACCUGAUCCCCAGCCAGUGUGGUCAGUGGAGAUGCUGUGCGGACUUAGGAUGAGGCUGAAGAGGCGACGUGUGUCUACAGUGAGGCCUGAACACCACAAGGUCUUCACCAAGCUGCUCGAGGAUCCUGUGGUGAAAAAAUUCCUGACCUGGGACAAGAUGCUGAGGGUGUCAGACAAGUACCUCCUGUCUAUGGUCAUAGCUUAUUUCAGCCGCGCUGGGCUCUUCUCCUGGCAGUACAGGCCCAUCCACUUCUUCCUGGCUCUAUCCAGGCUUACAAUCCAGACCUUUGGGUGUGGGCACGAGAUCGCACCAACCUGACCUAGAACCCUAAGACUAUGGAGGCCUGAGAUCAUCGGCCUGAGGAAAAUCCCUGUGUCCGAAGGAGAUGCUCUAUGCCAACAUUAAGACUGCUGGGGGAAAGGAGAGAGGACUGACUAUCUUCCAUGGGAAACCUAGAAGAACCCAGACUCUUCCAGAAGGAGUGGGAUGGAAUCACCACACUGCGCUCCUGGGAGCUGGGACCCUUGUAGGAGUCUCUGGAGAGGCCAUGAGAAAUCAGGAUUCCUCCAGGCUCCAUGCUUUCCAGAGGCACCAUCUAAAUGUUAUCCCGAAUGUCCUCGGUCCCCACCUCCCAACUGUAGCAGCUGAAGGUCCGUGGUUUCCUGUAAUUGGUCUCCACUGCUCAGGCCAUUUGAAGGAGGCACCUCAGGGCUCAGAUGUGGAGGGAACUACCUUCAAAAUACAGUAUUUGAUUUAUAUAGUUGUAAUAACUUUAACACAUCACAAAUGUUAUUGAAAUAUUAGUAUAUGUUAUAUUAUUAAUAAUCCUUAUCGUUAUAUGUUGACUACAGAAUAAUUAGCAUAUUAAAUAUUUAAUGAUAGUUCCUGUUUUGAGAAUGCCGUUUUUAUAUUUUAUAAUGCCUCUCAUAAUGUUUAUAUAUACAUAGAUAUUUCACUCACUAGAGGAUUUUUAUUUUUUUUAUCUAUUAUAUUUCUUUUUUAUCUAUUAUACUUAUGUGUCUAUUUGUCUUACAUCUAGGUAAUAUAACCUUAGAUCAUUAUGAAUAUGUUUUUAUUUCUUUGAUAUUUCCUCUCCAUUAUUGAAUGUGACUAUUGAGCUGUGGUACUUUCAACCACUUGAACAUGUUUGCAUAUUACUUUCAAGAGGGCUUGUGUUUAAAAGAGAAUCCAUGUUACAAGCUCCUUGCACUGUGGACAGACAAUAAAGAUGAAAUGUGUUUCAUUUUCUAUAUGUAAGCUA